GCAACUAAAAGAAAAUGCGAGGAUUAAGAUAUCUGAUGCUUCUGGUAUACAUCAAUUUCACUGCCUCGGUUGGGAUGUGUGAAGGGAAAUCUUUAGGUGAAAUCCCCUAUCCGGGAGAUGCAGCGUUCAUCCAAAAAGAACAGCAAAACAUUGAGGAAGAAGACAACAACGUUGACAAGCUGGAAAGCUUUUUGGGGCUCAUGAAAGAAGAUUUUUUGAAGAAGCUGAAUUUAUCAGGUGUGCCGCAGGAGAACAGGAAGGUUCAGCCUCCCCAGUUCAUGAUGGAACUAUAUAACAAAUACGCUUCUGAUAAGACGUCCAUACCUCGCUCUGAUGUCAUUCGAAGCUUUCUCGUACAGGAUGUGACUCACUCUGUUAGACACGGCAACAAAACCCAACACAGACUGCUUUUCAACAUUUCCAUCCCAAGUCAUGAAGAAAUGACAUUGGUGCAGCUCAGGCUAUUCACUCUCUGGGAUGGUGAUAAAACCGUCAACAAUGACUUUUACAUUUCUGUUAAUGUAUAUUAUGUAGAAUAUGGCCACAUACACUUUCUGGAUGGGAGACAUGUAAAUGAUGCCAUGAACACAUGGGAAGCAUUUGAUGUGACUAGGGCCGCCAGGAGCUGGCAAGAAUCUGGACAAGGAGCUGGUGAACUCCAGGUGGAGUUAGAACAAGACAGCGAUUCUCUUAAGGAUGGAUGGCUUGACAUAAACCUGGGUUUAGAGGAUAACGCCUCUGCCGUUUUAAUUGUUUUUUCAGAUGACCUUGGGAACACAAAGGGAGAGUCUGUGAAAGAGGUAAUGGAGAUGAUAAUUCACGAAAGGGAGGUGGAAUUUUUGAGCAAUCGUGUUCAGGUGGACCAGCAUCCCAGGAGAAAAAGAAAGGCGAAGAACAAUUACUGCCGGAGGACGUCGCUGAAGGUGAUUUUCAAAGACAUCGGAUGGGAUAAAUGGAUUGUUGCCCCACCUGAAUAUGAGGCUUAUGAGUGCAAAGGGGUGUGCAAUUUUCCGCUGACGGAUGAGUUAACCCCUUCCAAACACGCCAUCAUCCAAACUCUGGUUAAUCUGAGCAAUCCGAAAAAAGCAAACAUGGCAUGCUGUGUCCCGACAAAGCUGGACCCGAUUACUGUUAUGUACCAAGAAAGGGGUGUGAUCACAGUACGACACCUUUAUGAGGAGAUGAAAGUAGCGGAAUGUGGGUGUAGGUAGUAUAUGUUUGCUUAAAGAUCUGUAUCAAAUAUAUUUGUUUUAUUACAUUUGUCCAAGUCAUAGAAUUAAUAUAAAAAACAAUAACUUGCUUAAAAUAUUGGGUGUUGCAUUGUAUUUAUGCCGACUUUUAUAUUUGGAUAUAUCAUCUGUAGAUUAUGAUGAAAAAUUGUAUGGGUUCGGGGUGUGUUUUCAUAUGCUCUGCAAGAGUUUUGUCGUAAAUUUCAAACGUGUUAUGCAAACCCAGAUAACACUGCAUUGUUAAGCAAAUGGUUCUCAUGUACAUGCAGUCCUGUGGUAACAUUUUUCCCAAUAUUCUUUUUUUCUGAAUUAUUUAGAUUCAUCUUAUUUAUAUUCUGUUAUAUUCCAACAGACUCUUUGUUACCUCCCCCACAAAAUAAGAUUUGUAUAUAAUAAUUUGCCUUCACUUGUGCAGGCUAUUUUAGCAUAACGCUGCUGUCCUUCUAUAUAAAACCUCGUAUCUCCAUGUUUUGUGAUUUAUUUAUUUUUGCCAUAAAUCAUUAUUAUUAGUCAUCCCUCAUGUUUGUCACUGAAUUUUGCAAAUAUCUAUGAAAAAAAUAUUAAAAAGGUCUUGUCAACUUUGGGAACUUUUUUACUGUAAUCAUUUAAAAAGUAAAGUUUUUUUUAAUUUCCUGUAAAAACUGUGAAUUUGGACAUGCAGGGUUUCAGGACUGCAAUGAUACGCAUCUCCAAAUUAAAGUUUGUGCAUUUUCAACAUUGAUUUAUUCAUUGUAAUUCAUACUUUUAGAAAAAGCAAGUUUUCCAAAACCUUUUAGUACUGUGUGAUGAGCGCCCUCUGCUGGAAGAGUUUCAUACAUCUUCUAUAUUUCAAAUUGUACUAUUUAUCCUUUUUAAGAUGAAUGUUUGUCACAAACUAAAUAAGCAAUUAGCAAGAUUUUCAAACAAUAAACAUAACCUACACUUGUACCAAUGAUAAUUCAAGUUUAUUAACACACACACACACUCCAUAGUCCUUGUACUGUACUAUUCUGUUAGGUGAAUAUUACAUUUAUUGUUGGAUUAAAAAACAAUUCAGGGGCAGACAGUAGUGUUAAUAACACAAUGUCCAGCUCUGCAUAUUUUUUCUCCCGUUUGACGUACAAUGCAACGAUCCAGAAAUGUUAAUCAGAGAUUCCUAAUUC
This is a messenger RNA of Triplophysa dalaica, 2371 nucleotides long. RefSeq names its product growth differentiation factor 2 (gene gdf2). Gene Ontology annotation, biological process: SMAD protein signal transduction; BMP signaling pathway. NCBI's taxonomy places the organism in Eukaryota, Metazoa, Chordata, Actinopteri, Cypriniformes, Nemacheilidae. Gene Ontology annotation, molecular function: cytokine activity; growth factor activity. The record is from RefSeq and is a predicted model, not a curated record. The transcript is spliced from 2 exons. The coding region runs from base 15 to 1211 and encodes 398 amino acids. Gene Ontology annotation, cellular component: extracellular region.